This is a messenger RNA of Rotaria sordida, 1032 nucleotides long. The record is from the annotation of a GenBank genome assembly. NCBI's taxonomy places the organism in Eukaryota, Metazoa, Rotifera, Eurotatoria, Philodinida, Philodinidae.
AUGAAUACUACAACGACUGGUACAAUUACAAAUGCAACAGCAACUGCAACCACAACUACUAUUAUAAGCACAACUACUACACAAAAAUCAUCCUUUGUGCCAUUACGUGGAAGUGCUAUCGAUAUUCAUCCAAAUGCUCGAUGGCAACAAAAUGGUAUUACAGUAGCUGGAGGAAAUGGAGAAGGAAAUGGAAUUAAUCAACUCUGCGAACCAGCGGUUUUGUUUAUUGAUGACGAACAAACAAUUUAUGUCACUGAUCAACGCAAUCAUCGUAUUAUGGAAUGGAAAAGAGGUGCGACGACUGGCCAAGUGGUUGCUGGUGGAAAUGGACAAGGAAGUGGAGCUCAUCAAUUGUCUAACCCACGAGAUGUGAUUGUGGACAAAGAGACAGAUAGCCUCAUCAUAUGUGACUAUUCGAAUGACAGAGUGGUUCGAUGGUCUCGUCGAAAUGGAACAAUUGGAGAAACAAUCAUAUCCAACAUUGAUUGUUGGGGCUUGACAAUGGAUGAGAAUGGAUCUCUCUAUGUUGUUAACAGUGGAAAACAUGAAGUGAGACGAUAUCGAAGAGGAGAAUCUCAAGGAACAGUGGUUGCAGGUGGCAAUGGAAAAGGAGAUCGUCUCGAUCAACUCAAUUACCCACGACAUGUAUUCGUCGAUCGAGAUUAUUCAUUGUACGUAUCUGAAUGGGAGAAUCAUCGUGUGAUGAAAUGGUUGAAAGAUGCAACACACGGCAUUGUCGUGGCUGGUGGUCAAGGAGAAGGAGAUGGUCUUACACAGUUAUCAGCCCCUCGAGGAGUCGUUGUCGAUCAAUUGGGCACUGUCUAUGUGACUGAUCAUUACAAUGAGCGAAUCAUGCGUUGGCCCAAAGGAGCUACACAAGGAAGCAUCAUUAUUGGUGGAAACGGAAGAGGAGAACAACCGAAUCAACUGGAUUGGCCCGUGGGUUUGUCAUUCGAUCGACACGGCAAUCUCUAUGUGGUCGAUUACGGAAAUCAUCGAGUGCAAAAAUUUAACAUUGCCUCAAAUACUUAA